GCUUGCUAGCCGGCUAACCAACCGAUACUUACUCACGUGUACCGCGAACCACCUUGUCUGAGGAAACUUGUUCUCAUUCGCGAUCUACCCCUUCGUCGGUUCGGUCCAGUUUCCCUAUUUUGUGCUUUUGUAAACGCGUCACAUUUAGCUGGAGUACAGUUCCUUCGGAAGUGUUUGAACGGUGUCAAUUAAGUGCCAUUUGAAGCCACAGGUGUUCGUUUCUGCUGUUGGUGGUGAUAAUUUAGAAAACCGAUCAUUCGUUUUCUCUGAACCAGAAGGGGAGCCGACCAAUUUUUCAUCUGUGGGGCGUACCAUUGUAUGACCCAUCGUCCCGUCAGUGCAAUGUCGCGUCAAGAAUCUGAAAUGAUCAACCGCAGCCGCCGGGCUCUGUCGUCCGGUACGUUGACGGAUUCGAUUGAGAAGCUACGUCACAUGUGCCUUGCCCGCGGUGCUUCGGGAAUUCUUGGACUUGGGCGGUGCUUCCGCCGCAUGGACGACGACGGAAACAAAGCUCUCAAUCAGGAGGAGUUCAUCAAGGGUUUGCUCGACACCGGACUGGACAUCACGAACGAGGAAGCUACCGAGAUGUUCAACAAGUUCGAUACCGACGGGAGCGGAUCAAUCAAUAUGACCGAGUUUUUGAUAGCAAUCCGUCCAAAUAUGUCCGAAUCUAGGAAGAAUAUUGUGACCCAAGCAUUUGCGAAGCUGGAUAAAACUGGUGAUGGGGCAAUUACCAUCGAGGACUUGAAGAACGUCUACUCGGUCAAGAACCAUCCGUUGUACAUCAGUGGUGAGGAGACGGAGGAUGUCAUCCUAAGGAAAUUCUUGGCCAAUUUCGAGGAGAACGGAAACGUCGAUGGAACCGUCACCAAAGAGGAGUUCCUCAACUAUUACGCUGGUCUCAGCGCUUCGAUCGAUUCAGAUGCCUAUUUCGAUUUGAUGGUUCGCCAGGCCUACAAGCUAUAAGAUGGCUCCCGGAAGUGGUAUCACAAGUCGUUACAAAAUGCAACAAUAUUAAAUAUUACUAUUUAUUAAUUUAAUUAUGUUUGUUAAGUUACGUAGAAUGUGCAGCAUAUUACCAAAAAGUUUCAAAAAAAAUAUUUAAAAUGGACGUGGGACAAAUCCGAGCUCCAUUUUCUGCUAAUUUUGCAUACUGCCUUCUCAUAUUUGAACAAGUAGUGUUUCAAAAAUAAUAACUAAUCGUUCACUAGGAUUACUAUUGAAAACAAAAGAUUUUUAAAAUGUGACAAUUGAACCACGCGAGAUCUGUGACAAUGCAAGAAUUAAAAAAAUGUUCUCAAAAAUAUAGAAGCGGGCUGAGUCUAUUUGAAAGAAAUAAAACCAAAUUAUUACGUAUAUAAUA
This is a messenger RNA of Armigeres subalbatus, 1363 nucleotides long. Its product is annotated as calcyphosin-like protein. Bases 319 to 966 code for a protein of 215 amino acids. The transcript is spliced from 4 exons. Gene Ontology annotation, molecular function: calcium ion binding. NCBI's taxonomy places the organism in Eukaryota, Metazoa, Arthropoda, Insecta, Diptera, Culicidae. The record is from RefSeq and is a predicted model, not a curated record.